UCUUUAUAUUUAUGUCACCUAACCUAACUUUUCUUUCUAAUUCUUCUUACUCCAUCAAAGCACAUUCAUUUCUUAGUUUUUUUCUUUCCCUUCAAUUCAAAGCUUCCUCUUCGUUUUAUUAGAACCAAUCUUCAUAUCUUUCCUGAGUUAGCAAUGGCCGUUGGUGAGGUCAUGAGGAUGGAUAUUCCAGCCGGUGGAGAUUUAACAGUUACUUCGCCGGAGUUACAUGUUCUCGCCGUUGAUGAUAGUAUUGUGGAUCGUAAGGUCAUUGAGAGAUUGCUAAGAAUCUCUGCUUGUAAAGUGACUACUGUAGAGAGUGGGGCUAUGGCUUUGCAGUACCUUGGCUUAGAUGGAGACAAAGGAGCUUCUGGUCUUAAGGAUUUGAAGGUGAAUUUGAUAGUGACGGAUUACUCAAUGCCAGGACUAACAGGAUAUGAUCUUCUCAAGAAGAUUAAGGAAUCUUCUGUUUUCAGAGAAAUACCAGUUGUGAUUAUGUCAUCUGAGAACAUCUUACCUCGUAUAGAACAAUGUCUGAGAGAAGGAGCAGAGGAUUUUCUGUUAAAACCUGUGAAACUAGCUGAUGUAAAGCGAAUAAAAGAACUUAUAGUGAGAAAUGAAGCAGAUGAUUGCAAAACCUUAAGCCAUUCUAACAAAAGAAAACUUGCAGAAGACAUUGAUGAUACAGCAUCACCACCACCACCAUCAUCAUCAUCAUCAUCAUCAUCAAGUUCUGAUGAUUCUUCUGUCGAGGACUUUCCAUCUUCAAAACGGAUGAAAUCAGAGCUUUCUUCUCUGCUUUGAAAUAUAUAUAGAGCCAAGACCUUAGCUAAUGUCUGUUAAUAUUCAUCAUCUAUGUUUUCGUUCAUUAAAUUUUGUUUUGGGUCAAUACAAAGACAGUGUUGAGAGUCAUCUCACAACUCAUGUUUUGUUGGUAAACAUAAAAAAAAAGGCAGUUCUUAAAAAGAAA
Molecule: messenger RNA, 967 nt
Organism: Raphanus sativus (radish)
Lineage: Eukaryota; Viridiplantae; Streptophyta; Magnoliopsida; Brassicales; Brassicaceae
Product: two-component response regulator ARR7
Exons: 5
Coding region: 154-801 (215 amino acids)
Biological process (GO): phosphorelay signal transduction system; cytokinin-activated signaling pathway
Source: RefSeq, a predicted model, not a curated record